This is a messenger RNA of Punica granatum (pomegranate), 1418 nucleotides long. The record is from RefSeq and is a predicted model, not a curated record. Lineage: Eukaryota; Viridiplantae; Streptophyta; Magnoliopsida; Myrtales; Lythraceae.
GAGCAGAACUGUGGCAAAGCAGCAGCAGCAGAUCUCAUUGGGCAGAGGAGACCUCCAUUUCCGCCUCUGCUCUCAGAAGCUCGAAGGUUCUUCCUUCUGCAUCAUCCCCUAGGAAGCUCACAUCCUUCCCCUUGAGGUCCAAGCGCCCCUACUGCCCGGGAUCAGACUGUUCCAAGGGACCCCGAGACGAGACUGUUGGAUCGGGAUAGCUGCCCCCUCCCUGCCUGACUCUUAAGGGGCUGUCCGCAUCCGACGGGGCCCCGAAAAAAAGCGGAUUCAGCUCAAAGUCAAUAGCCCACCGACAAAGUUCAAUCAGAUCCUCUGGCCCUGCGCAAAUGGCAGCAAACGGAAAGCCUUCAGCUCAAAAGAGGUAUGCGGUGAUCACUGGUGCAAAUAAGGGCAUCGGUUUUGAGACUGCGAGACAGCUAGCAUCCAAAGGAGUGACUGUAAUCCUGACGGCGAGGAAUGAGAAGCGGGGAUUGGAGGCAGCAUCAAAGCUCCGUGAGAUGGGGUUCCCAGAUGUGGUGUUCCAUCAGCUCGAUGUUUUAGACCCGACGAGCGUCGAGUCCUUGGCUCUGUUCAGCAAGGAGAAGUUCGGAAGUCUCGAUAUCCUGGUGAACAAUGCUGGAGCUUCAGGAGUCAUAACUGAUGAAGAUGCGCUAAGGGCACUGAACCUAGAUCCUGCAGAUUGGCUUGCUGGUAAGGUUGUCGACUUGUUGCAAGGAGUGAUAAGGCAGACUUAUGAAUCUGCUGAACUCUGCCUGAACACAAACUAUUACGGUGUAAAGCGAGUAACUGAGGCUCUCCUCCCGCUCCUUCAGCUCUCGCCCUCAGGUGCACGAAUAGUGAAUAUUUCCUCCCUCAGGAGCGAGCUACGAAGAAUCCCCAAUGAGCAGACAAGGAAGAAGCUCGGUGACCUGGACACCCUGACCGAGGAAAAGAUAGAUGCGGUGCUGCAGAAAUUCCUGCGUGACUUGAAGGCCGACAAGCUAGAGGAGAAUGGGUGGUCCACGAUGCUGCCUGCAUACAGCAUAUCAAAGGCAGCCCUGAACGCCUACACAAGAGUUCUUGCAAAGAACUACCCUUCAAUGUGCAUCAACUGUGUCCAUCCAGGGUACGUUAACACAGACAUCAACUGGCACACUGGGCCGAUGACUGUGGAAGAGGGGGCCAGGGGACCUGUCAUGUUGGCUCUCCUGCCUGAGGGAAGCCCGACGGGGUGUUACUUCGACCAGACAGAGGGAGCUGGGUUUUAAGAUGGGUCGAUUUCCUUCUGGUUCAGUUUCAGAGGCUGCCCCAUUUAAGUUUGAGAUAUGAUUUAGGGUCCAUAGACCGAACGGCCUUAGAAUUUACUGAUUUUCGUGAUUUAGAGAAUAACAUGCGACCUUGUCUAUGGAAAAUGCCCUGUUUUUGCUCCC